Eimeria tenella is the source of this 894-nucleotide messenger RNA. RefSeq lists its product as uncharacterized. Lineage: Eukaryota; Apicomplexa; Conoidasida; Eucoccidiorida; Eimeriidae. Gene Ontology annotation, molecular function: zinc ion binding; nucleic acid binding. The record is from RefSeq and is a predicted model, not a curated record. The transcript has a single exon. The coding region runs from base 1 to 894 and encodes 297 amino acids.
AUGAGUGUGAUAGGAACUGUUAUAGGGGGGACCGUGGAAUCGGGCGCAACGAUUCCCAUACUACCAGAAGACGGCAGCAUUGUGCAGGCCUUUCUGCUGCGCAUCGAGCGCCGGUACACCCAGAUGGGAUUGGAGCCGCGCGAGUCGGGAAAUGCACUUAUUGACCACCUUGUGGGCCUGGCUCUAACGUACUGGAUGUAUCUACGGAGAACUAUCGACCUAAGCGACUGGACGACAGUACAGCGCAGGCUUUUGGAGCGGUGGACGACAGUACAGCGCAGGCUUUUGGAGCGGUUUGACAAAACAAUGUCGCAGAGUCAAUUGUUAACGGAGUUGGCUAAAGUACGGUGGAAUACUAAACCGAAGGAAUACACGGACCGGUUUGCGGCUGUAGCGGAGCGUGGUUUGGGUGUUGCCCCCGACGAACUCGCUGACUACUACUGCACCGGGCUACCGACAGACCUCCAUCUCCUAAUUACCAAUGACGGGCAGGUGAAAUAUCAGUCGUGGGAACAAGCGGCGACAGACGCAGCACGGCUCUACGAGCCCAAGCAGAGUGUGCUGGAACUCCGAGAAAGGACCAGUCGAGCCACUAGGGCUGCUAUCCAAGCUAAUGGACCCCGUCGGCGCCAGGAAAUUGAAAAUCGACCUGGGGGAACUCAUGCGAACUGCUUUGAGUGUCAGGGUCGCGGACAUCCGGCACGUGUCUGCCCCAGCAAAGGGGAACGUACCAAACGUCUGGUGGAAAUAUGCAAGAAGUGUGGCGGUGUGGGACACUAUGCUCGGGACUGUCCUAAUUAUGAAUGUGGCCAGCCCGAGCCGGCGGACAAGAGCAGUAGGGAGCCCACCCGUCCUAGCGCUGAGAAGACGGAACGAUUAAACAGGGGGGCCUAG